Messenger RNA from Salmo salar (Atlantic salmon), 2217 nucleotides. RefSeq names its product antiviral innate immune response effector IFIT1. The record is from RefSeq and is a predicted model, not a curated record. Gene Ontology annotation, molecular function: protein binding. NCBI's taxonomy places the organism in Eukaryota, Metazoa, Chordata, Actinopteri, Salmoniformes, Salmonidae. Gene Ontology annotation, cellular component: cytosol. Gene Ontology annotation, biological process: defense response to virus.
UUUGUAUUAAUUUCUCAGAAAUAUCAUAUAUGUAUUUAUUAAGUAAUUGGGAUGGUGGGUCGGUUGGUUGGUUGAUUAAAGUUGAUUGAUCUUUAAAUGUAAAUGUUAUUGGAAUGGUGUCUGCAAUGACCAUUCACUUUAGUCUCUAUUUGCUAGAAACAAAACUAUGGCUAGAAAUGAAACUUUGAUACGGCUUGUAAAGUGAGGCAGUAAACAGCAUAACCAGCCGAUUGUAAGAUAACAAUGUGGUUCGUACAGUAUAAAAUCAGGAGAGAAGUCAGUGAGGUAACUAAACAGACACUCAUUUGCUCUUGAAACUCAGAGACCACAAGAUGACUUUCUCUUGUCCAACUAAGAGAAUGGCUCAGAACUCCUUGAAAAUUAGGCUGCAGGGUUUGGAAUGCCACUUCACCUGGAAGUUGGACUACAGCAGAUCUAAACUGGAAAGUCUCAGAGAAACCCUGAUAGAUAUCAUCAGCAGCGAGGGGGUUCAAUGUUCCUGGACGGGUCAUCUGUACAACCUCAUGGCUUACCUACACCACGCUUUGGGCUCCACAGAGGACGCUCUUCAUUACCUGAAGAAGGCUGAAGAGGCCAUUCGCCUAAACAGCCCAGACGACGUUGAGCUAAGUCUGGUGGUCCACUAUGGGAACUUGGCCUGGGUGCACUAUCACCAAUGGGAGCUGACAGAGAGCCAGACCUAUGUGGAGAAGGUGGGGAGACUACUGCAGGACAACCCCUCGCCCUGCCCAGGUGUAGUGUGGGGAGAAAGGGCCUGGACUUUGAAUAAGUUUGAUGUAAGCAAGAGGAAGGAAGCGGUAUAUUGCUUCCAGAUGGCCUUGAAAGAGGACCCUGAGAACAAGGUGCUGCGCGGUGGCUAUGCCAUAGCAUUUAGUAAAUCUUUUGAAAGGAAAGACAUUACCCCGAAGCUGCGAUCUGAGAUGUUGGAGCACCUACGGAUUGCUAGAGAAUUGGAUCCAGAACAUUUGACCAUGACAGUGAUGUACCUGCAGAGGCUUGCAGAGAGUGGCCAGGUUGAGGAAGCACGUAAACUUGCAGAGGAAGUGAUAGAGAAGCCUUUGGACAGCUUUGGUGGAUUUGGACUCAUACUAUCAUUUUUCAGAGAAUACGUCUCUCAUGAUUCAAGCAUUGACCUGGCAAGAAGGACCCUGGAGAGACACCCUGAUUUACGCCAACUGAAGAAGCGUCUUGCACAGUGUUACAAAUGGAAGAUUUUCUCUCCAGAAGAGAAAAGGAACCCAAUGAGGCAUAUUCUGAUUGAAAACGCAGUCAACCUUUAUGAAGAGGUGGUCACACUCUACCCAAAAUCCCUUGCGGUAAAAGUGGAUUUGUCUGCCAUGUACAAAGAAUCUGGCAGAGUUGAUAGAGCAGAUAAGAUAUUCGAGGACCUGCUUCUUGAUAGGGAAGGAAUGGAACCACUGGAUUUACAAACAUUAUACAACAGGUAUGCCCAACAUCUGCUUUAUGCCAAACAAGAUGCUUCCAGGUCAAUUGAUAUCCACAAGAAGGCAGUAGAGAUUAUGCUACACACUGGCCAUCGUGACAGCAGUGUUCGUGUUUUGUUGUCCGUUGUCCAUAAUGGAGGAGACAGAGCUGAGGAAAUUGUUGACUUUCUGGAUGGACUUGAUGGAGAAGGUGCUGUCAGCCAGUUCUAGACCUUUUUUUCCAAUAAAGUAUUGAAUUAACCAGAACUGCGUGUCGAAUCAGUCAAAUUUGCAUGACCUGUUUAUGAUUGAUUCAUGUGGAAAAUAUAUUCACUAUACUUCUAGGACAAAUCUAGGGCAAUCUAGGACAAUUUUUCAUUUAGUACAAACUGAAUACCUUAGUAUUCCAAAUGUCUGUGCUCAAUUUUACUACUGGGAUUGCUGAGAGAUGCAUGAUCAUCAAUACUAACACUGGAAAGGAAAUUCAAGGCUGAGAGUAAAGUCAUAAAUAUGUAGGCCUAACAUGACAAUUAAAGUUAACUGUGGACAAAUGUACUGUAGACAAACGAAUAUGUUAUUUUUAUUGCAUUAUAGAGUAGAGAGGUGCUGUAUAGCCUCACAGACAGACUAUCCAGAGCGAUAGGAUAUUAUUUAUUUUAUUUUCUUCACACUGGGCACAAUAGAUUCUGUUUCUGGAAAAGGUAUGUAAUGUGUAAUAUUAUACUGUCUAAUAUCUUGUAAGUUCUUGUGAAAAUAAAGGUAUUCUGUUCUA